CAAGCACAAUUUGAAUACAUUUGCUUCCAACUUUACGCGUGAACUGACCACUCUUUUCAUAAUCGUAUGGAUUUUUAAUUUCUUCUAGAAAUACAACAAAAAGGACCUCGACGAUGUCCAGAUUAUCAUGGAUAACCACCCCGAGUCCCAUCCUCGACACUUGUUGGCGCUCUCCGCCCACAACACCCCGACACAUACCGUUAGCAGUGGUGACCGUAGUUCCAUACAUAGUAGUAUGAGUAGUAGUUACUCAGACAUUUAUUCUGCAGCAGAAAACCAAGAUUUGGAUCUGAGUGGCCUUGUGGAAAGCACUGUGGAUUCAGAUGAAGAAGAAUCUAGUGAAUCAGGGUCUCUUCUUGUCAGGGAUCUUGUCCGAGAUUGUUUGGAGAAAGACCCGAUGCAUCGGACGGAGGAUGAAAUAGAGUUGCUCUUAGACUUCAUGCGCCACCUUCCUGCGUUUGCCAACAUGACGAUGUCGGUGCGGAGAGCGUUGUGCUCCGUCAUGGUGUUUGCGGUUGUCAGUAAAGCUGGAACGGUAGUCAUGAAAGACGGGGAAGAGUUGGAUUCCUGGUCCGUUAUACUGAAUGGUCACGUAGAAGUUUCUAAACCAGAUGGAAGUGUCGAUGAACUGCACUUAGGAGAUAGUUUUGGAGUAAAACCCACGGAGGAGAAACAGCAUCAUGCCGGUGUCAUGAGAACAACGGUAGACGACUGUCAGUUUGUCUGUAUAGAACAAGGUCAAUAUUUUAGGAUCUUAACACAGGGUGAAGAAAAUAUCAGGAGAAUAUCCGACGACGGGGAGCUGGUGAUGGUUACAGAGCACAGAGUCUUGGAUGAGAGACGAUACGGACAUGUUGUAAUUAAGGCCACACCACAUAAACUUGUGGGUCAUUUAGUCGCCAACCAUUCUCCCAUUGACCCUACGUAUGUAGAAGAUUUCCUGAUGACGUACAGGACGUACAUGGACACCCCGCACCAGAUAUGCAGGUGUCUUCUUAUCUGGUUCCAAGAUGUAGCGAUGAGGGAUAAGGUGACGCGCGUGGUGCUGCUUUGGGUCAACAAUUACUACAAUGAUUUUGAGAGUAAUAUUGACAUGAUCGAGUUCCUGGAAGAGUUUGAGGACAACUUAGAAAAAGAGAAUAUGACAGGCCAACUCAGGUUAUUACAUAUAGCAGGAGCAGCCAAGGCUAAACCAAGGACCGUUAUUCUGGCCCGAUCAGAUAGGGAAUCAUCAUUAGCAUUCAGUAUUGUAGGAGGUUGGGAGAAGAAGAUGGGGAUCUUCAUCUCAAAGGUGGACAAAGGAUCCAAGGCCCAGGAAGUGGGUCUACGCAAAGGAGAUCAGAUCCUCGAAGUUAACGGACACAACUUUGAGCAUGUGACCAAUGAGAAGGCAGAGAAGAUCUUAAAAGGAACAACACAUCUCAGUAUCAUAGUUAAAUACAACACCCUAGCAUUCCGUGACCUGCUGGCUUCUCAGGACAGUCGUCCUGGUACGGGCCGCCGGGCCAGCCAAGAGAUAGCCCUCCUCCAGAGCGACCCACUGGCCAGGCUAGCCCUGCCGGACAUGGGCCUCUCGCUUGCCGGUGGACCUCCGGAAAUCAAGGAUAAGUCCAAGUUGGACAAGAAAACAGCAUUCGGCAAGAACAAGACCAAGCUCAUGAGAACAAUGGCCAAAUUGAACAUAUUACCCAACAAGCCAAAUGCCAAAGAUGACAAUGUAGCAGCUGGCUUGAUGCGCAGCGGCCGUGCAAACAGCCUUGCCAGUAGCAACCCGUACCUGAGUAAUAGUAACCCAGACCUGUCCUCAUUGCCGAGUAUUUCCUACUUCGAUGGAGGAGGUGGGGGAGGGUACGGCUACAACGACUUCCCUGAACAUGUGCUGAAGAUUUACAAGGCGGACCAGUCUUGCAAAUAUUUCCUUGUUCAUAAGGAGACCACAGCCAAUGAGGUGACCAUGCUCUCCAUGCGCGAAUUCAACGUGUCCGAACCGGCCUGUACGGGUAAAUAUUCCCUCUGUGAGGUGACCGUCGGUCAAGGUGGACUGGUCAAGCAGAAGAGACUUCCCGAUCAUCAAGCCAACAUUGCAUCCAAGCUCAGUCUCAACGGGAGACUCUUCCUCAAAAACAACAUGGCUUCUGAGACGCUCAUGCCCGAUGAAGUGGCAGUGGAACUGCUGAAAGAGAGUCAAGUGAAUUUCCUGCAGCUCGACAGUGUGGAGGUCGCCGUCCAGUUCUCUUUGCGUGACUACGCCAUUUUCCAAGCGAUAGAGCCAACUGACUACAUAGAGGAUCUCUUCAAUCUAGAACCCCAAGGCAAGAAGGAGGUGGACAGACUCAAAGCGUAUGAAGAGUUGGUAAACCUUGAGAUGUUCUGGGUUGUUUCUGAGGUUGUGAGCGAGCCUAACGUCGUGAAGAGAGCCAAGAUACUCAAACAGUUCAUCAAGAUAGCAAGGCACUUCAAGGACUGCCACAACUUCAACUCCCUGUUUGCCGUCAUCAGCGGUCUGGGUCACGGGUCGGUCUCGAGACAGCGCCUGGCGUGGGACAAGGUCCCUAGCAAGUACAUCAAGAUGUUUGAAGAUCUCCAGGCCUUGCUUGAUCCCUCAAGGAACAUGUCCAAGUAUCGCAACCUCAUCAAUGCAGAGAAUGUCCAGCCACCAUUGAUGCCGUUUUUCCCGAUCGUGAAGAAAGAUCUGACAUUCAUCCAUCUUGGCAAUGACUCGUACGUAGAGGGCCUCAUCAACUUUGAGAAGCUGAGGAUGGUCGCGAAGGAAGUCCGAUAUUUCCACAGCAUGGGCAAUGCGCAAUAUGAUCCCAAGCAUCUGCUGACCCCCGUCCAGCCCCAAGGCAACUCCUACAGCUUCAGCGUCGUCUCGGGAACGGCAACGUUACCAAGGAAACGGAACCAGAACCGACGCAACUCGGGGCUUCUUAACCCCAAGAAGAUGUGGGAGGAGGCUCAGAUGUGCCGUAGAGUGAAGAUGUACAUGUCCAAUCUUACCGUGCUGCAAGAUGAAGAUAAACUCAGAGAGAUGUCACUCAGGUGUGAACCGGUAGCAAGCACAGGCGGAAGCAGUGGUAACAGCAGCGGCUACGCCACCCUCCCUCGCCGAACCCAUCACAACUCCGCUUCCAAUGUCUCUCAAUCUUCGCUGGAUCCCAGCGAUACCGCCUCCAUCACCUCCUCUUCCUCCCUCAUGCCCCCUCCCCAGACGGCCACCUCCGGCCGUCAGCCCCACCCCAACAAGUCGUCCUCACCGACGCACGGGCGCGACCCGAGGGAGGAGAAGCUAAAACAGAUUAUCUAUAAGGACGCGCCCAAGACUUCUUUUGGUGCCACGUCUCCGAAAAAUCUCAAGAAACUGCUCUCGUUAUCGGAAGAGGGAGACAAACACAUAAAGACCCUGCGCAUGGAGCGAUCAUCGAAGAGCGACGAUUCCGCGUCCAUCGACUCCUCCAGGGCCUCGAUGAUGAGCUCCCCGCCGACCUCGCCGGGGGCGAAGUCGCAGAAGAGAUUUCGGAAGCUUGGUAUCGUCAACAAGAUGAACAAUAUGUCGACGGGAUCGUUAGAGCCGAGACAGAGACGGCCGCUGAGCCCUCAGAGGAGCGAUAGCGGAUACGGAGGAAGCGAAGCAGGAUCUCAAAGUGGUCGGGUCGAACAACACGAUCCUCGUAGGAGACAUACCGUUGCAUCUGGUCCACCUGCCUCUGCUUUCAUUGGUGGGGGUAUAGGUGCUUACGACAGCUCCGACUCAGGGGGCGGGCUUUCUUACGAUACGCAGAGCAACUCAUCCUUCGGUUCGUCGUCGCCACCGACGCGUGAUAACCGAUUCGUCCGAGAUGGAAUGCAUACGUACAACAAGGCGCAGGCCUUACCCGUCGGUCAGAUGGGAUAUGGAUCCUACCCAAGGCCCCGCCCCCCACCUGACUAUCACACAGUCAGAAAGAGUAUAUCUCCUAAUAAAGUCCCUCCUCCCAAGCUCUACUCUCCGCCCCCUCAGGAGAUGCAGGAACGGAAACCACCCGAUUAUGAGAUCGCAGCUGCCAGAGCACGGGACUUGCCACGUAGUAGUGAAUCAUGCGAUUUCUACGAUUCAGAUAAUGAGCAAGUGUCUGUUGUAUGAUGUCAUCCGUAGAGUCCGUUUCAUUAUGGCACCACAAUCAUUGGUAGAUGACCUUAUGACCUCCGAGCAGUUUGUCCUGUUCCAGAUGUAUCAAUAGACCUUUUACUUUGUACUGUAUAUUACACAGAGGAAGCACAAAACUUGUAGUCGUAAAGUCAAUUUAAGUGCAAGGAAUUUGUCAGUGAUUAAUGACUUUGGAGCUGGCUGCAAGGCAUACCAUAAGUGAUCACCUAUCAGAGAUACUAUGAGAGAAUUGAGAAGGAUCCAUCUUCAACCGGCUAUAUUUAUUUCCAUGCUCAUUUUAAUUUGAACUGACAUUAUGAUGUCAUGAAUCCAUUGAACUCUUCAUGAGCUUUGGUAGAAGAAAGUACAGGAUUGGAUACUUCUGUGAAUAAAACAGUGGCCAAAUGAGAUCCCUGCUGAACUCCAUGCUUCAUUCUGCAUAGUUUUGUAUACCAUGUGGACACCCACACCCUAUGUAAACUCCUUAUGCAAACUCCUGUAAAAGGGCAUCCUUGUUGAAGGGUGUCUUCUGCAGUCCUAAGCUGGAAGGAACUUGUGCAAAAGUCUGUAGCAAUCUUGUCUGUGUCUAUUUGGCGUCGAGUUAUGUAACAUGCAUGUUUGGCCAUGUUUCAUGAAACUUCUCACCAAUGGCAGCUUAGAAGUUCCUGAUAUCCUGCCAUUUGAUUAGCAAACUGCAAAUUCAUCUUCGAUUUCUAUCAUUUAAUAUGAUAGAAUAUAAUAAGUUUUGUGAGAAUAGGGCCCAGAUUGUAGUUCUGAAGGAACUAGUUCAGCCCAUAGCAGUUUAGAAGGGUUUCUUUUACUCCAUGACUUUUUUUUUGGGGGGGGGGUGGGUUGUAUUUGGUUGGAAUGAGCCAGAAUUUCAAAUAGAAUUGACAGUGAUUGAUUAUUUUUUUACACUUUUUCAUAGUAAAGAAAAACAGAGAUAAGUGUUUGUGAUAUGAAUGUUUACAUAAUAGGAAGGAAUAGAAGUUGGGUUUUAAAAAAAUUGUACAUUUUAUGCAGAAAUUGAUCUCAAAGCUUGCCAUUUUAAUAUACAAACUUCAAUCUAUAUUUUACAGUUGAUCCAGUAAUCUUUGUGAAUAUUGAAAAAUGUUCUUAGAAAAAUAAAAUUGAUAGAAUGAUUUUUUUUUUUGGUUACAUUCUGGUCAUUAAAAUCUUUUGGAGCACCCAAACUUUUAAAAAUGCAACCGAACCCCCCCCUAAAAAAAUGUGACUCUUAACUGCUAUGGUCGCAAUGCACUUUACAUAGAGACAGAUGAAUGCUAUCUCCUAAUGUGCAUUUCUUUUAUGUAGAUAUUAUUUCCUCUGUUACCCUUUUAAACAGUGUUUGUGUUUGACAAUGUGUGUGCAAUUUCUAUACAGAGUUUUAGUUGUAAAUGGUGAGAGAUAUAUUGAUUCCAAAUCAAUUAUGUUAGGAAAAAAAAAACUCCCUCCAUUGUAUAUGUGAACAGUAUUUUGUUUAUAUUGUAAACUAUUCUGUAACUCUGUACAGAUCUUAUCGAUAUGCAAAGAAAAGAUUGAAAAUGAGGGAGUGAGAAAAAUUGCCACUAUUUGCCAUUUUAUUUAAUCUCUCCUCAAGCGACUGUAGUAGAAGUAUAGUCUUAGGGUCAAUUUCUUGGAACAGGAGGCUUCAUGCCACAGUAAUUAAGUCAACUUUUUCUGUCCCUGGCGUUCCCCUGGUUGAUAUUUCUUAUUUUGUAUUGUUUACAUUGAAAUGUAUUUUUGAAUAUUAUUUGCCGAAUAAAUAAUAAUGAUAAUAAUUUCCAUUAUAUUAUUUGAGCGAUGCAUGCUAAUAUUUCCAUGAUCAUAGUGUAUGGAUUAAAUGCUUUUCAUGUACAUGUAAUUUGUAUUGUUCACAAAGUGAGUUGUCAAAAAGUAUUGAGGUUCUGCUGCAACUUCUGUCACAAGAUUGUUUUAUUUCCACAAAUCACUUUGUUUCAAUCAUUUCGAAUCACUUUUAUACAAACUGAAGUAAAACAACACUAUUACAUUUAUUUGCAUUUAAUAAUGACAAUUUAAUCCCUAGAAUUUUGUUUUCUAUUUAAUUAGAGCACAGUGCAUUCAUGAAUUGGCCUUGCGUGAAGUAUCACAAUAGUAUUGAACUUUUCUAUUCAUCAGAUAUUACUACCUGCAUUUAGUUAUUAUUAUAUGAUAUUGAUACUAGCUCUCAGGUAAUGUAACAAUUUCAAACCGUAUGCACAUCAUUUACUGAUAAAUCCUAGAUUUCUAGGUUCUCCUUGUACAGGGUGUCCAAGAAAACAGACUAUCAUCUCCAGUUGCUUGUGAUUUAUUCUCUUUAUCAGCAAAAUGUUUAAGGUAAAUAAAGUAGUUGCAGCAAACAAUUAUUUCAUGAGAUAGUCUUUAAAAUCAAGGUUAAUUGUCACCAUAUUAUUAUUAUUGAUCUAGAUUUGUUACAUUAAAAUAAACUUCUCUUUGUGAAAUCAUGAAAUCUUAGCUGAAAACCAAUAAUUCUGAUGAUCACUAACACAAAAAGGCAUAUGCGGGACAGUGUAUUAAUAUUGCUUGGAAAAAUACCUGACAUUUUAUGGAAUUCCUUGCUUAUUUUGCUCAUUUCUCAGCAAUUUCACAGUUUUCCUACAGCCAUUUGGCACAUUUUUUUUU
Messenger RNA from Lytechinus pictus (painted urchin), 6769 nucleotides. RefSeq names its product rap guanine nucleotide exchange factor 2-like. Gene Ontology annotation, molecular function: protein binding; guanyl-nucleotide exchange factor activity. Gene Ontology annotation, biological process: positive regulation of GTPase activity; Ras protein signal transduction. Lineage: Eukaryota; Metazoa; Echinodermata; Echinoidea; Temnopleuroida; Toxopneustidae. Gene Ontology annotation, cellular component: apical plasma membrane; plasma membrane. The transcript has 27 exons. The coding region runs from base 128 to 4123 and encodes 1331 amino acids. The record is from RefSeq and is a predicted model, not a curated record.